UUUUGGGUAUCGUACGUCAGUUCGCGAUUGAAAGUGCAUCUAAGUUGACGCGUUUGUUUAUAAAAAAAUUUCGUCAUUUACAAGUUUGAACAGUUCUGAUCGUGUCAAUCUAGGCGAGUUUAUUAUUGAACAAUUCAUUUAAUAUUGUACUGUUUGUGACAUCUAAGACCAAACUGGCAUUUGAUCAAAUCAUCGGAAAACGAGACGAUGAAUGUACAGAUUCUGUUUAGGUUAUGUGCAACAGCAUCUUGAUCAUAUCUGGUCAUCACCGUACACUUCUGAUCUCGGCUUGUCGGAAAAUCACGUUACAGAGGUGCUCUUAGCGUCCGCCCUUUGUCAAACGAUCCCUCUUUCUAACCUUUCUGCCUUUUCUACGACGAUUAUCAAGAAGAAACGGUCGCUCCGGGACAAAAUAUCAGAGCCGGGAGACGUUUGUCGCUGAAGAUGUCCAACAGCAUUCGUUACACGAAGGAGAACAAGUCUCUGACACAGGAGCAACGGAUGUUCUACGAAAAAAAAGGAUAUCUGGUGUUCCCCCGUCUUGUGCCGCAACAUAUACUCGAUAAAUGUCACAAAAGGUUCGACGACAUCGUUUCUGGCAAGGCUCCACGCAGUGGAAUAACCGUGAUGUACGACGUGAAGGACAGAAAAUCGGUCAACAAAAUACAGGACAUAGCUGGGGACGACGUUUUCUGCGAGUACAUCAAGCACAAAAAUGUCCUCGACAUUGUGGAAGCCGUCACCGGUCCAAACAUCAUGGCUAUGCACAGUAUGCUGAUCGCGAAACCUCCCGAUGUCGGAUUCCAGACCUCCAAACACCCGCCUCACCAGGACUUGUAUUACUUCCCGUUCCGGCCAGUAGACCUGAUAGUGGCCUCAUGGACUGCCAUGGAACGUUGCACCAUUGAGAAUGGAUGUCUUUACGUGGCCCCAGGUACACACGCAAUCGAUCGUUUGCUGAGACACGACUAUCCCCCGGGAGCAAAGCCAGGAUCAGUCAACAAAUUCUAUCAUGGCAUUCUGGACCUACCUGAGUCGAUAAACUGGGUGCAACUGGAAAUGGAACCGGGCGAUACAGUGUUUUUCCAUCCCCUAUUAAUCCACGGAUCCGGCGUGAACAUGAGCCAGAAAACCAGACGGGCCAUUUCUUGCCAUUACGCGGCUGCAGAGUGCCAUUACAUCGACGUGACGCAAACUGUGCAGAACAACAUUGCGACGGAGAUAAAGAGCCACGUAACCAGCAUCUCCCCCGGUAUCGAGAUGAAAUACGAGGACUUGUGGCGUUUCAAGGCCAAACUAGUGCGCGGGAUGAAGUCCUCUCUCUAAGAGUACGAUAAGUACAUCUCAUGGGGGCUCCACGUGAUAGUAGUAGUUGAUCAAGAUAGAGGUGUAAUAUUUGCACGGUAGCAAAAUCGAGUCGUUGCUCGGGUAGACGAUGAGGCAGAGAGGAGGGAGAAGGGUGAGUAACGGCAUGACAGAAAAAGAUGCAACGACAACGGAGUUGUCGCCAUUAUUAUUUAGCGAAUCAGAAUCACGACGGUGUCUUUGAUGGGUGUACGGCGGCUGGAGGGCGUAACAAUGUUUCGAAUGAGGAUCUUUGUAGGUGUUCUCGUGACGAACGCUGGCACUCGAGGUGCGACACGCAGCCAGACAAAUUUGAAAACGGUCCAGGUUGCGCAAGCGUUUCUUCACAACAUCUUGGUCCCUGUGCACUUUGUGGUUGUCCCUCAGCAGCCCUAAUAACAUGUCCUUCCUGCCUUUUAUUUGCUGUUGAUAAAAACGAUUCAUUAAUACUCCAAUUUUUUGUAGUAUCAGAUGAAGAGAGAAAUUAGAUAGGAGAAACAGAGGAUCACCUUGCCGGGAUGUAAGCAGCAGGACACACAAUACUCGUAAAUCGCGCAGCACCCUUGCACAUUGCAAGUUUUACAACUAUACCUCUCUCUUUUUACCACAGGGGCUUCCUCGUUCUUGUAAUUCUUUUCUUCUAUGCUACAACAGCCGUUCGGCAGAAUAUCUUGUCUGCCACAGACGAUACCACGCUCGUCCACGAUCAGAGCUUUUCCCUAACAGAAUGAGAAAACAUUAGUUAACAAGCUUAAGCAAAACAUCAGGUCAUUCAAUAAAUAGUGAAAAUUUUCUCUUAACCCUUAACUGCGGACGUCCGAAUUUCUGAUAACUACUCACUAAAAUAUACUGUUUAUGAAAUGAAUAUGAUAUUAACAUAACAUUUAUUACACAUAUUAGUGGUGACAAGGAAAGAGGAAAAUACUCGAAGUUAUGAUUUCUAGAUUCACUUAUGGUAUAAGUAGUAAGCAAUAAUGUUUACAGUAGAGUCUGUCAGACUCCAUAUCCGCAGUGAGGGAUCAUCCCUUUGAUAAAUUAAAUUAUUAUUGAUAAAUAAAGUUAUCACAAUCACAACCAUUGGUUUUCUACAUUUCUGACAAAUAUAUUUCUGAUAAAUAACUGGUCUAAUAGUUGACAAAGAACUAAUAGUUGUGAUCUGCUGUUACAAUAUACCUGGACAGAGUUGCGGCAAGGUUGAGCUACAACUUCGCUGUCAUUUAAGUUAGGUAUCGCCUCUACGUUUAUCUGGUUAUCGUUUGUCUCUUGGUCGAGAGUAGCCUGCCAAAGCAGAGGCUUGCCAGAUGCUUUUAAUUGAUCCAUCAACACCUCGUCGUCGGAGAUUAGGUCGUCGUUAUUGUCAUUGACCAUCAUAGCGUCCAUAUCGUCCAGGUCAUUAUCUAGAGUUAACGUUUUCCUCUAUGGAUAAAAUGAUAUCGCGUUCUAAGUACCAAGAUUGGUGGUUCUUAUUCAGAUGAUUAAUUUACCUCGUUACGAAACAAUGAAAAGGCGCAGUAGGUGAGCGACAAAGCGAAUAUCAGUCCGAGUACGAGGCGGCGUCUAAUGAUCCUGAACAGACCGCCGCAACUCGGCAUCCUUUCCACUUGAUCCAACGUGCCCCCGUGAUUUCGAUCGACAUUAAAUUCCUUGGUUAGUGUUCAGGCACAUGGUCGACAGCCAACUGACAGCGCAAAGUCAUUUCGUUAGAUCGUAUUCAAGUUUCUAGAGAUCUAUGAUCUAUGAAACUGUCUAAUCAUCGUUACGCUAUGAAAUGUAAAUCAAACAGGCUCGGAUAUUUAACAUAACCGUGGAAAAUGCGAGACAAGAAAAAUGGAGGGAAAGAGAGAGGUUAUGUUGUUCUUCUGACAGUCGCAAAACAUUCGUGAAGCGCUUACCGAUUUCGGCGCGCAAUUAAUUCUGUUGGUGCUACAUGAGCUUCUUUCAGAUCGGCCGCACGUUCAACGACCAAAAUUCAGGUUAUCUUUCUCGUAAAUACGAAAUUUAAUGAAAUUCUUGUCGCUCGACAUGCGAGAAAUGAUACAAGAUGGAUACAAGUGCGUUGACCUGUCCAAUGUGCCUGGGUGACGUUAAUGAGUGCGCGGUUACCGUGGUAGAUGUCCCUGCUUAACUAACACAUUAUUUUGUUACUGAUAAUUUUUCGCAAAAGGUAUUUAAAAACGUAUUUUAUAAAACAAUUAGUUAAUUUUUAAAUGUGAUAGAUACAAAUUUACCGACAGAGUAAAUAUUCGCUGAAAAUUCACAGUAGCGACACUUGUUAUUCCUUAGCAAAUUAACCGGUAUCGGUAAUUUGUUUACCAGUUUUAGUAUUUUGCCACUGCAUUUAGUGACGCUGUUUCUAGAUUUUAUGGGAAGAGCACAAAAGCACCACCUGUAUUACAAUUAUGAACCUUCAAAAUUAUCAUUUAUGGAUAAUUUUGACGAAUAGUUUGAGCGUUCUGCCACUACGCGAUUUGACGCUGUACGGACCUCUAAUCUUGUUUCAAAAUUUCACCACACGCGGCACCGCUUAUCACAAAAGACGUUAUUUUUAAAUAUGGAUUUUUAAUUUUAUUUUUAUUUUCAACGAUAAAUAAAUUUUUUGCAUUAUAUAGGUUGCAUUUAUAUACUCUCAGAAUAAUUUCUGUAAAAUUCCUAAAUUGUUAGACGUUUAAUUAUUAUAAUGAAGUAUUGUAGACAUGAGAUUAUAAUUAUAAAUAGACACAAUUUUUGUGAGGUAGUAUAUAUAUGUAGUAUAUGUAAUAGGUAGUAUAUAUAAUAUAACAAAUUGUUGAAAUAUAAAAAGCAAUUGGGUUUCUGUCUUCAGAUGAAUUGUAAUUAUGGCUUUAUAAUAAAUAUAAUAAAAUAUCA
Molecule: messenger RNA, 4209 nt
Organism: Megalopta genalis
Lineage: Eukaryota; Metazoa; Arthropoda; Insecta; Hymenoptera; Halictidae
Product: phytanoyl-CoA dioxygenase, peroxisomal
Biological process (GO): fatty acid alpha-oxidation
Molecular function (GO): phytanoyl-CoA dioxygenase activity
Source: RefSeq, a predicted model, not a curated record